Messenger RNA from Linum tenue, 273 nucleotides. The record is from the annotation of a GenBank genome assembly. NCBI's taxonomy places the organism in Eukaryota, Viridiplantae, Streptophyta, Magnoliopsida, Malpighiales, Linaceae.
CAAAGGCUAGUGUUCGAGCCUGCAGGCGCUACAAGGUCGAUACUCGAGGCGGCCAAGCUUCCUUUCCCUGACUGCACGGUGGCUGCGGUGGACACCGAGGACCCGAGAGCGGAUUUUCGAACUUCUAUGUUGGAUGUUUUUUUUUUUUCCGGGUUAGAUUGGUCGACGGGCGAGGUAGCAAUUUUUUUGGAAUGGUACUUGAAGAUGAACAUAAAGGAGAACAGGUGCUACGUAGUUGAGGCGUUCGUAGAGAUGUUUAACCGGUUCUUCUAA